Molecule: messenger RNA, 4431 nt
Organism: Paramacrobiotus metropolitanus
Lineage: Eukaryota; Metazoa; Tardigrada; Eutardigrada; Parachela; Macrobiotidae
Exons: 6
Coding region: 429-2231 (600 amino acids)
Molecular function (GO): protein binding
Source: RefSeq, a predicted model, not a curated record
UAUUAAUCGUAACUUACUUAUUGAACUGCAUAGAAGAGAAUCCUCCGUGUCGCUGUACACCUUCCCAAAAGUUCCCUGUACACACUGUUCUAGCCAUCAAGUCGGAUGACUGGGACAGAACAGACGAACGUGUACUUAUCAUGCGGCACUGAAUUCCUCUUCUACACCAAUAUUAUACAUGCUCAUAUUUCUACACAUACAGUACACUGUAAACACACAAUUUAGUGACAGUUUGUUCUGUAUGUUUUGAGCUUUUUUGCAUCAAGAUUCGUACGACAAUUAAGAAAAUAAAAUUAUAAUUGGAUCAAUUCAUACGAGUAAUGGUUUUACGCAUGGGUUUGUCUGCUAUUUGUCAGCAUCGACUUAUUCUACGCUAGCUUGGCUGGAUUAACUGAAGUUCCUACGCUGCAAGCUAUUGCCCAUCAGUAAUGGACUGUACACCGUUAAUAAUGCCGCGGUUUCAGCCGCUCUUGGCGGAUGUCAACCAGAUCAGCUACCAGAACACGGUGGCGGUCCACAAUGUUGACGACAGUUGGUGGCUAGGGUACAUCCAGGACAUGAACGGCGAUCAGGCCUUCAUCCACUUUGACGCCAAAAAGGUCACGGCCCGUUGGGUGCACAUGGGGCGCGUCUGGGCGCUUCCGUUCUAUAUAAACACCGGCUCAGUUCCGGAGCCGAAGAAUUUCAUCGUUUAUGCGGCACUGCGUGACGAAGACGACGGACCGUUUCGCUUCCGGCCGGUCACGAAGCUGGGCUGCCUAAGUGGAUGCGAGAAGUGUGAGGUGUUCUAUAUCAAAACCGACAGAGCCAGCAGCAUCGGUCAACCAGACAGCCCUGGUUGUGAGAUGGCUGAUAACUGUCAAAUUACCGUACGGCUGCCGCCCGAUGGUUCCCCUUUACUGCAUCACUCGGGCAAGGGUCUGCAGUGCACCAAGUACCUGGUGCCGUUUUCCCUUUCCCGAGCUCAGACGCUUCUCAGUGACGCCUCUGACAAAUUUCGUCUCGUCAGGCAUUUUCGGCGUGCAUUUAAACGGAUUUGGAGAUCCCAGCUGUACCGGCACUACCUGUUGGACUGUUGUCGCUUUCACUUGCGAACUGAACGGGAUGCCUGUAUCUUUGUUGUCAUGACCCCCGAGAUGGACGCGCAGAUGGCACAGACUACGGGGGAAAUGAUAACCCAAGUCCUGAAGGAACACCUAGCCAGCCGGGUCCACCUGCCAGCGAUUGGUCAAAAGGGACGUAUAGUUCAGCGCAGCCUACACGAAACAGAUGCGGAACCCGACACGUGCUCCGCAGCUAGUCAUCUGUGCCAUUUGCCGCCGUGGCUCUUCAGCCAGAUAUUUCUCUACAUGGACCUGCAUUCACAAAUGCGGGCGAAGCGGGUGUGUGCGUUGUGGCGGCUACUGCUAAGUAGUCCCAGUCUAACUAAGCACAUCAGCAUCUCGUUAGGAAGCUGUGCCGGAAUUCAGUGCGACAACAACAACUGUUUCCGCCUGUUAUCGCUCUUGAGCCGCACCAUCACCACCACCACCGAAAGCCUUACCGCACUGGAAGCUUCUCGUCUACACAAUACGUUCUUUUUAUCGGAAGUGCUGUUUGCCAUGAAGAUUACGUUGCCGUUAAUUGUUUUCAAAGACUAUGAGAUCAUGGGUCUCGGCACAGUGGGCUGGACGAGAGAGGAAGAGUUUCAGCAUCCUGCAGUUGUAAUGGUGAGAUAUCAUAAAGAGAACUGCAAGUUCAUCCUGCUCCUCAACUGGUCAUCGGACCAUCUUUUUGGUGGAGCAGUGUACUUCGUAUUUAAAGAAGACUCUUACAAUGCCGAAAGAACGUUCUUACCAGCGCACGAGCAGGCCUUCAUGCAGGAUCUUACGGAGGAGUCGGCGUAUGAACUGCCCAUCGACCAACUGCGCAUCACCAUUCCGCGGUUGCUGCUGCGCUGCGACGACGACAAAAUGCACAUAGCCAGCCGCUUCAUGUACGCUUUGAACGACAACUUUCCAGCGGUCACGGAAGAAAUGCUAGCAAAGGUCACGGCGGUGUAUGCUCGCUGGGUGCGCACCUUGGACUAUCCCGGGGACUGGCAGCCCAUUCGCAGUUAUCUCUUAAUGUUCAGUCCUUUUGAACCCGACGGUCGACCGAAAACUUGGGCCAAGGUCGACAUGCGACUGGUGGAUGUCAGAAUAUUAAGCAGGAUGGCCAUUUACGGAAUCGACGCACUAUUCCGUAUAUGACAGUGUUCACUGUGGGGAACUCUCGCCUUCUACGGGAUAGACAUCUUUAUGCGUACAUACGGAGUGUAAGUGAUCAGGAAUACGGUGUAGAAAGAAAAAAUACCGUUAGGUUUACUGAUUAAUUAGAAUCUGCUAGCCUGCCGGUUUUCUCUUGUUUGUCCGCUUCCCGGCGUUCCCGCUUUUUCAUAGUUAACUGCUGUCUUUGUAUAUAGUUUUUUUGCUUUGACGUAUCAAGGCUAACGUUUAAUUGGCUGGAGCCCUGAAAAACUGCCAGCGUCAGUAGGCCAAAUCAACAGUUAAGGUCACAUGAAAAAUCGGUCCCACUUCGCGCGAGUGGCAACAAGAACCAGUUCUGGGAAAUCUUGGGAAAUCUCUAAGCUGAAACGUUGAAUGCGCUUAUUGCCUUACUUUAUCAUCGGUCCACUGGUUGUUGACGUUGUAAAGGAAGAACAGAAUCCUAAUUCCCGUACAUUUCGUCGACAUCGCAUGGUGUUACCGUUACGAGCUGUUUCGACAGUCGCCCAGGAUGGCAUGCGCGGUUGAAACUGCCAUUGACUGCAAAUUUUUUUUGCAAGACGAAUUUUUCCCGAUUAACACGAGAUGAGACUGUAUUUUUUCGGUAUUUGAAAUUUUUUUAAAAAUUAAUUUAAAUUCAUUAGAUUUUUCAUUUCGGUAAAGUUUUGGUUUCAGCUGUUAACGAUUAUAAUUCACAAUAAUUAUUGAUACAAUGGUAAUUUAUUCUUUCGAAUUUCGAUGAAAAUUGUAGUAGGCUUUUGACGUACAGGGUGCCGCGCCAAGUUUGGGCAGUAGCGUAAAUCAAAUUUUAAAAUAUUUCUGUACUUCGGUUUAUUUUUCGUUUUGCACAUUUCUUGUGUAACUUUUCAUUUCGGAUCAGAAUAUAUUAAAAGCUAAAAUGUUAAAAGUGGCAAUAAUUUGCCAUUCGGCUAAAACCUGGAUGGGGUAGUAGUCACUUUUAUACAGCUUAUAACUGGCCUUCCAGAAAAUCUUCCAUCCAUGGACAGUUUUAUAAACUGUUGAGUGGCCUGAGACUGAGAGGUAUGUGGUAUGGGUCAGCGAAAACUUUUGCGUGCUUGAUAUUCGAGGUGACCCCCAAAAAAUGUGCAGCUCCCAUAGACUUGUAUGUUAAAUAGUGCUCCCGGAAGAAUGCGGUUGCCUAGCGCGCAGAGCUAAGCGACUUCGAGAUAAUGUUUUCGAUGAAUGAAACAUGCAUUAAAGUCGAGGGGUUUUGUGUUUUUUCUGGUAUCUACUAAGCAGGCGGUAAGAUAGAGCUGGCGGCAAACUCAAAGAAAAAGCCGACAAAGCGAGGGUCAAAAAAGUUUUCCUUGGUGCUAAAAGGUUUUGUAACGAGAUGUGGGGGGCUUUUUGUCUAAAAAUGACAAUCGACAGUUGUCUCCCAAUGCUUACCGAGCAAUAUUUUACUUAUCAUGGGCACAUCCGACCUUCCGCGAUUGCUGCGCAAGCUUGCAAAGGGCACCAUCCUUCAUUUUGUCAGUGCCUCCAGUAAUAUUGCAAAGGUCGCGUAGCCUUUAUUGAAAUAAAGCGGUGUCAGACGUAUUUAGCAAGAGCUUUGCUUUGAAUGGCAAACAGCCCAGCAUAAUUAGUUUUGAGAUUUAGGAUUAGUGGAAUUUCUUGACAAAAUCAGAGUGGGUGGAAGGAAAGAAUGGUUGACGGGUCUAACCGCAUUUUUAACCUGGUCUGCUUUAAUUUAAGUCUUGCUCUAAUGCAAUCCACGCCCUCAGCGUCGUUACUCGUAGUGAAAAAGAUGCUGCAGACACACGGUGACUAUAAAAUAAUCGAAUAAGUAGUAAAUUACUGGUGGGUGACCUAUAGCGAUUUUUAAGAAAAACUGCCCAAACUUGGCGCGGCACCCCUGUAGAAGCAUUUGUACUCGUAUAUUCCUGUCGUGUUGUUUUUAAUUUAAGUGAUUACUAUAUACAAGUUGUUACAUAAUUUAACUUUCUCCUUUUUUCUUUAUUCGGAAUUUUAUAUUGAAUGGCUUCGAAACUGUGCGUAUGUCCAGUGCGCAAAUGUCCAGUGCGCGUAUGUCCAGUGCGUAUGUCCUUUGGACUACUUGCGCAAUACCGAAAGAAGCAUUUAAGGCUCAAUAACAUUCUCAAAAGCUGCAAUAAAUUUAGGUUUUUGGCCAAAUUAACAUUAACGGCAGUUUACCACAAUAAUU